Messenger RNA from Clonostachys rhizophaga, 1173 nucleotides. The record is from the annotation of a GenBank genome assembly. NCBI's taxonomy places the organism in Eukaryota, Fungi, Ascomycota, Sordariomycetes, Hypocreales, Bionectriaceae.
AUGUCGACUAUAGAGGAACUGGCGACGAAGCCGGCUAUGCCGGCUCCUGACGGCCAAGAAACCGACUUUAAUCAGCAUACGGAAUACCCAAACAUCCUGCUUGGCUCUUUUGUUGUGUCUUACUUCUUGGCCACGCUAUUUCUUGCCUUGCGCCUCUACACGACAUCUGCGAUUGUGAGACGAUUCGACCUCGACGAUGGGCUCAUUAUUCUGGCCUGGGGUCUAUCAGGCGCCUACUGUAUUAUCAUGUGUAUUUGCCGCAAAUUAUUUGAAGGUGACUACCGGCUCGAAACCACGUCGAAAAUAUCAAACAUGGACUACGCUAACCGGCUGGACUUGAAGCUCCUCGGACCGAGUAUGAUGACCUACUCGUGGUCAGUCUCGAUCGCCAAACUUGCGAUGCUGGCUCUGUAUCACCGAAUCAAUACCGACCUUAUGUACCGCAUCGCAAUCUACGCGACGACAUUAUCGAUCUUUGGGUAUCAGAUUGCCUUUACGUAUCUCUUUACCGGACCUUGCGAGCCAGCGAAUUCGGGCGCUGGAGAGUGCCUCAACAAGGGGGCCAUCGCCCAGGUCAUCCUCAACAUCGCCUUCGAUAUCAUCGUCAUCCUUAUCCCGAUACCUACGAUAAUGAGUCUAAAGAUGCCACGGAAGCAGCGAGGUCUUGUGAUUAUGAUACUGGGGUUGGGUUCUGGAGCCGCCGUCGUCUCAGCCGUCAAGGUGUGGUGGGUCAUGAAGAUGAUUGACAACCCCGACAUGACCUACACGCAGGGCCAGGCGACCAUCCUGACCAUCUGGGAGGCCAACGUCAGCAUCUGGUGCAACAACCUCGUCCGCCUCAAGCCCUUCAUCCGCCGCAACAUGCCCCGGCUGUACGCCCUCAUCGACUCGACGGGCAAGUACGGCAACAACUACGGCGGCAACUCGCGCAGCGCCGCCGCCGCCACCGCGUCCGGGCUGCGGCCCUGGGAGAAGGGGAGGAAGGACGCGUCCAACUGCGAGCUCUCGGCCAUCCGCAAGGGGGGGAUACCCCUCGGCUCGAGCUCAGACCUGACCAAUGGCAAUCCGGAAUGGAUCACAGUCACCACCGACUACGCGGUCGACGUGGAGGACGGCAAGGCGAAUAGCACGAAUGGUGCGGAGGCGCAAAGCAAGAGCUUCAUCUCACGUUAG